ACAACACCCAUUCACUUUACUAACCUUUUUCACUUCUUCAUUCUACAACAUAUAGCAAUGGCCGCUUCCACCAUGGCUCUCUCUUCACCGUCACUGGGGUGUGUGUUCCCUGAACUGUUGGCCCGGAACGGUGUGAAGUUCGGGGAGGCGGUGUGGUUCAAGGCUGGGUCUCAGAUAUUCAGUGAGGGUGGGCUUGACUACUUGGGCAACCCAAGCCUGAUCCAUGCACAGAGCAUCCUUGCCAUCUGGGCCACACAGGUCAUCUUGAUGGGUGCAGUGGAGGGUUAUCGCAUUGCCGGUGGGCCUUUGGGUGAGGUCACUGACCCAAUCUACCCGGGUGGGAGCUUCGACCCAUUGGGCCUUGCUGAAGACCCAGAGGCUUUUGCUGAGUUGAAGGUGAAAGAGUUGAAGAAUGGGAGAUUGGCCAUGUUCUCCAUGUUUGGUUUCUUCGUUCAAGCCAUUGUCACUGGCAAGGGUCCUUUGGAGAACCUCGUUGAUCACCUUGCCGACCCCGUCAACAACAAUGCCUGGGCCUAUGCCACAAACUUUGUCCCCGGAAAGUGAGAAAAAAAUGACUUGAGAUCGAUAAUUUCAUUGUUAUUGGUGACAUACAUUUGAUACAUUUGAAACAAUGUGAAUUAUACAUUGUGUAGUUUUAUAAUAUUGUUUAUGCACUUUAUUGAUCACACAUGAUGCAUUAUAUAUCAAUUAAAAGCUUUAAUUGAA
Vigna unguiculata (cowpea) is the source of this 726-nucleotide messenger RNA. RefSeq names its product chlorophyll a-b binding protein of LHCII type 1. The record is from RefSeq and is a predicted model, not a curated record. NCBI's taxonomy places the organism in Eukaryota, Viridiplantae, Streptophyta, Magnoliopsida, Fabales, Fabaceae. Gene Ontology annotation, biological process: photosynthesis, light harvesting. Gene Ontology annotation, cellular component: membrane.